Erpetoichthys calabaricus (reedfish) is the source of this 2697-nucleotide messenger RNA. RefSeq lists its product as uncharacterized. NCBI's taxonomy places the organism in Eukaryota, Metazoa, Chordata, Cladistia, Polypteriformes, Polypteridae. The transcript has 3 exons. The record is from RefSeq and is a predicted model, not a curated record. The coding region runs from base 202 to 2082 and encodes 626 amino acids.
CCCGAUUCUAAUCAUACACCUACCAAUUCUACAACUUUAACCUCAGCAUCAUUAUCAGCUUCCCAUUCUUCAAAUGCCAAUGUAAUAACUUCAACCACAGCAGCAUCAACCUUCAAUUCAUCAAUUCCAGUAAAUAAAUCUGCAUCGUCAGGGCUGAUCACUGAUUCAUCUGAUCCAAUUACCUCACAUAUACCUUUAUCAAUGAUUUCAUUAUCAAACAUGUCAAUCAGUGCCGUGUCUUUAAGUACUACCAACACAAAAGCCACAAUAUUAUUUAAUUUCACAAAAGUCCACUUGUCAUCAACAGCCAAUUUUCAUAAAGCAGAUUCUUCAUCUCUUAAUGCAGUAACCUCAGCUCAGUCAUCAAGUAUAUCUAUGAGAAGUUCAGUUUCACCAUUAACUUCGAGUGCACCAACUCUAACUACUACAUUCUCAACAUCAGAAUCAAUUUCAGCAAUUUUGAGUAUCACUUCAUCACCUCUGUUAUCAUUAAGUAUGUCAUCCAUUGCUGAACCUCUCAAUACAACCAAUAACCAAGCUGCAGCAUUAUCUAGCUUCUCAACACUUUUUUCACCUUCAACAACUAACAUUGCUUCAACAUCAUCCAUUUCUGGUUCAAACUCUUUAGCUUCAACUGCCUCAUCAUUUGCUAUGUUACAUUCCUCUUCAAACACUGUAGUCAAAUUAUCCACACGUCCAAGUACAUUUAUGACAAGUGCAUCUGCGUCUUCAGUUUCCAGUUUGUCAACUGAAGCUACAUUGACAAAUUCUAGACCGAUUUCUGAUUCAUCAACUGCAUCCUCAGGUGUCACAUCAUCAUUGUUAUCAUCAAGCAAAUCAACAACUGUUGUACCUUUAAGUACAACCAACAUAAAAGCCACUGCACUAUCUACCACAACAGCAGUCUCUUCCUUAUCAGUGACCCACUUUAUUCAAGCAAAUAAUGCAUCAUUAGAUACAAGUUCACCACCUGAUUCUUCCUAUAAAGGUACAAGUUCUUCAGGGUCAAAUGUAUUGUCUGUUGCAAGUUUGCGUCCUUCAGCUUUUAAUGUAGUACCAUUUGCUACACCAUUAAGUUACACAAUGUUAGGAGCAUCUUCAUCACUGGCUUCCAUUUCAUCAGAUCUGACUACAGCUGGUGCAACCAGUACAAAAGGCAUUACAUUAUCUUCUAUUAUAAUAGCUCCUUCUUCACCAUCAACUUCCACUAAUAAAGCAAGUCAUAAAUCACUAAGUACCUCUUCACCACUUGAUGCUUCUCAAUUGCCUACCAGGUCUUCAGAUUCAAUUUUAACAUCCUCUUCAAUUUCGUCUUCAUCAGCAGUCAAUGAAGUAACUUCACCCUUGUCAUCAACUAUAUUUAUAACAGGGGAAUCUUCAUUACCACAUUCCCUCAGUACCAAAACUACUACUUUAUCUACCACAGUCAUAAACUCUUCAUUGUCUUCAAACUACAAAGUUCUUAUGGACAAUACAUCACAAAUUACAACUUCAUCAUCUGCUUCUGAUUCAUCAGCAAGUUCUCCAGUAGUAACUUCAUCAGUUUCUUCAAAAUCAACACUAUCUUCUGCAAAAAAAACCAGAACAACUGUCUCCAAGCCAACAGAUAUAUCGGGAACAACAUUCUUUUCAACUCCAGUUUCCAGUUUAUCACAUCCAUCUACAGUAGCAGGAUCAGCUGCAAUUACUACAAGUUUCACAUCAUUCACACUUCCUUCAUCCAGCAUGAAGGCAACCACAUUGCCAACAACUGCCAGUAGCAUAAACACUAUGAUGGUUACUUCAGCUGUUUCUUCUUAUUCAAUAGUCAAAACAUCAUCACCUAGUGGUUCAAACAAAAAUGACUCAUCUCCAUUAAGAAAUACUUCUGCAUCAUUGCUGAGUCUUUCCUCAGUUUCAGAUCACUUCUCCACAGAUGGCACAUUUCAACAGUUACUACCCUUUUGGGCCAUCAUUAUCACCUUUGGAAUAAUUCUGAUAAUAAUUCUUCCACUACUAAUCUUGUUGUUCAGUGAAUACUUCAGAAGGAUCUGCCGCCGGGACCCAUUGCAAUUCCAUCAUCAUUUUGCCUUAAACGUGUAAUUUUUUUUUUCUUUUGCAUGAAUGGUAAUGGCAUGAAAGUCAUGUUGCAGUCUGUCUUUAGUUUCCUUGAAUACCCGUUAUUAGUCCUUUAUUUGUAAGCAAACUUUGCUCUCUUCUAAUCUUUCUUAAAGCACAUUGAAAAUGUUUGUGCCAUCUUUUUUUUAUGUAUCAAUUCUGUUCUCAUUCUUAAUUGACUGUUUCUUUUUUAUUUAAUAUAUUUACUUGUUGCCCAUUGUUCAAUUAAAUAUGUCACACUUUCAGAAUGUAAAAAGUGUAAAAAGUGAACCUGUGAAUUCUUGCGUGGUGCUGGGGAAAAGGCUUACAAAGGGCUGGUAGGCAUGUAGUUCAUGCUUAUACAAUAUGUUUGAAUUUUAUUUUAUUUAUGUCUUAUUUGUCUUUUAAGUCACUUUAAUUUUUGUAUUAUGGCAAAAUUAACUGUAACCUUUUGGAACAUUAGAAGUCUUGGUUCAAAUUUCAAAAGAACUAGUGUGCUGGAUUGUCUGUGGUUAGAAAAAAAUAUAUAUAAUUUGUAAAAUUAAUUAAUUAACUUAGUAAAUAAGAAUGUGCCCAAAUUUAAAUAACAAAUGCUAUUCUUUGAUUGUUUCUGUCUCUACA